Cladophialophora psammophila CBS 110553 is the source of this 927-nucleotide messenger RNA. RefSeq lists its product as uncharacterized. The transcript has a single exon. NCBI's taxonomy places the organism in Eukaryota, Fungi, Ascomycota, Eurotiomycetes, Chaetothyriales, Herpotrichiellaceae. The coding region runs from base 1 to 927 and encodes 308 amino acids. The record is from RefSeq and is a predicted model, not a curated record. Gene Ontology annotation, molecular function: RNA binding.
AUGUCCAAGAAGAGAAAGCGGGAUCUGGCCCAUGAUCACGAUCAGGAUGACUCGACCGUUACCCAAGAACAGCCACACCCUAAUCCUCAGACGGCGGUGUCAGACCCCCCCGCGAAGUCGAAGGGACAGCUAAGGCAAGCGAAAUCGGAGAAGAGAUCUAAAAAGCAGAGAAAGUCGAGGGAGCAGGAGACGGGACAAGAAACCUCUGUCAUUGAAGGCACGGCCACUUCUGCAGCCGACGCAGUUUCGACGGCGGUGGACCGAAGCGAUGAUAUUCCCCAAGCGAGUGUAGGAAAGACAGGCGAGAAAACGAAGAAACCAAGAACUCAAAGGGAUGACGGCGAAAAGAAAACGACCACUCCUACUCGUUUCAUUGUCUUCGUUGGCAACCUACCUUUCGAGACCACACCAGAGCAAAUAAAGAAGCACUUCUCGAAAAUCGCCCCGACUUCUGUGCGCCUCUCGACGGACAAGAAAACAGGGAAGAGCAAGGGUUUUGCGUUUGUGGAAUUCGACAACUACGACAAAAUGAAGACUUGUUUGAAGUUGUAUCAUCAUUCUAUGUUUGAGCCAGAUGGCAAGGAGAGGGGAACAGACGGAAUAGAUGGCGAGAGAAAUGAGGGAGAGCAGUCACCGCAGAGGCAGGCAAAGAAAGGCAAAGGGCGAAGGAUAAAUGUUGAACUGACCGCCGGAGGUGGCGGUAAAAAAAGCAAAGACCGCCAGGCCAAGAUCAAGACGAGAAAUGAAAAACUCAAAGAGGAGAGGGAGAGGAGAAGGAUCAAGGAGAAAGCUGAGCGCGAAAAGGCCGGGUUGAAGAAAAAAGGUCCGCCCGAGACGGGUGCAAAUGCAAUUGCUGUGGCCGACAGUGAGGUCAAGGACGACCGUAGGGACAUCCAUCCUAGUCGACUGUCUCGGGUGAUGCUUUGA